This is a messenger RNA of Porites lobata, 748 nucleotides long. Lineage: Eukaryota; Metazoa; Cnidaria; Anthozoa; Scleractinia; Poritidae. The record is from the annotation of a GenBank genome assembly.
AUGACGUCCAUGACUACACUGUCAAAACAAGCGGUUUCAGAGCUAUUUCCUCCACCAAAAAGGUACUGUGCUUUGUCAAGGAACCUAAAACAAGCCGAUCGUUUCGCGUUGUAUGAAGAUCUAAAGGAAUAUCGAAGUUUACUGGACUCUGCUGGCUGCUCAGCCCUGGGCCACCUGUUGCUAACAAGCUACCUAUGCCUUCCAUCAAGGAAAUUAUUUCCUUAGUUUCCUCAAGCUAGAGGGAGUCAAGGACAGCUGCAUUGCUUGAUUCAUCGUUGAAAACUAGAUGAACAUAAAGUCGCAAGGAUUAGCCAGUUAACUGUGAGCCAAAGAGACAACCCUGCUUGGCAUUUGGCAAGAACGGGUCGACUUACUGCCAGUAACUUUGGCUCUGUCCUCAAAGCUAAAAGAGUCACUUCUUCACUAGUAAAACGUCUCCUUGGGAGUAUGAUUUACCAAGAGUCAAAGCAGUCUAAUGAGGAGUUAACAAAGAAAAAGAAGCCAUUAAAGCAUUCACCUUCAAAACAGGGAAAAUUUUCAGGAUACUGGUAUCUGGUUUGAUUCUUCUGGAAUUCUUGGUGCUUCACCUGAUGGCAUUGUAGAUGAUAGAACUGUUCUGGAGUCAAAGUGCUGGUACACUGAACAAAACCUGACAAUAGACGAGGCUUUGAAUUCAACAUCAUUCCACCUUGAGGAAAGACCAUGCGUACUGGGAUCAAGUCCAGGGACAAAUGUACUUGUCUGGUAG